Molecule: messenger RNA, 1446 nt
Organism: Paramecium sonneborni
Lineage: Eukaryota; Ciliophora; Oligohymenophorea; Peniculida; Parameciidae
Source: the annotation of a GenBank genome assembly
AUGAAUCCUUUUACAUUAACUUUUAUUGAUGAAAAUUUAGAGAAAAAGUAUAUAGAGAGUUAUUCAAUUGAAUUGAUUCAAGCUUUCAGAUAUACUUUUUCAUUGAUGUCAAUCUCAAAUAUUAUAUUGAGUCUUUUUUGGAUCAAAAGAGAAGAAAUGCUUAUUGGUAUUUUAUUAGUAGCAAUAAGUCUUACAUAGACAAUAGUAUUUUACUAUAUAAAAAUGAAAUAAUAGUUUCUAUCCGUAGUUGGAUAUUUGAUUUCAUCACUAAGUUUAUUUGCUUCAUUUUAUCAUUUGCUUCCUAUGUAUUAUCCUGAGAUGUAUGAGCAUUAAUAUGAUUGGAUUUUUGAUAUUUCUUAAUUUCUGGCUUUAAAUUUCACUUUAACUCCAAAUUUUUUGUUAAAUUAACUUUUACAGCUGAUGUUUUUAUUUUCACGAUUGCUUAUGCGUAAUUACAAUCACUUUCAUAUUGAGACAUUGAUAUUAACUCUAUAUUUAAUACUCUUUUGGUAAAAGGAAUAUUAUAGAUAAAAACACAACAGAUAAUUAUUUUUAUUAAAUGAGCAGUAAAAAUCCUCUUUUUCUAUUUGGGAUGAUUUAGUGGAUCAUAAAAUUGUAUUAUUAACAUAUAAUGAGUAUUGGGAGAAAAUAGAAUUCUAAUAAGCAAAUAAAUGUAUGAAUGGAUACAUAAAAAUAGAAAACAAAGAUUUUCUUGAAGAUUUUAGAGUAAUUGAUUAAAAAAUAACACUCAAUUAAUAUCUAUUGGAAAAGGUGAGAGAUAAAUCAAAUGAAUUUUAGAUAAGAGUUUUAAACACAAUAAAUAGAGAUAAAUUUAUAGUGAAAUGUGUUAUAUAAAAAUUUGAAUAAAUAAAAAUAGCAAUAAAAUUUAGUGAAUUCUAAUCUGGUUUUAGUAGUUAGUAAUGGAAUAACAAUAGUUACCUUAGAGUAUUAAAAAAUUUAAAGAAGAUUGAUAAAACAUAAUAUUACAGAGAGACUCUAAGGAAUUUGCUUUAUAAUUCUUAUUAUAUUAAAGAAAAGAUACUAGAAUAAGUAGAAGAGUUGAGAUAUUAAAAAUUGAGAUUAUUUUUGGAUACAAUUUUAAAUAAGGAGAAGAUUCGCAUUAAUUUUGAAAUAAAACAAUUUUCGACAGUUCUUCCAUUAUUUUUUGCACUAAUUUGUUGUUUAGUAAAAGUUUAUAAGAUAAGAGAUAUUUGUUUGAUAGAAUUGAAUUAAUAUAAUAUAUAAGUAAUCUUGUAUGGGAAUGACAUUGAUGUUCCUAGACACAGAUUUGAUGUGUGUAAGAGGAUUGUUAGUAAUAUACUUUAACAGAUUGGAUAGAAUAAUUGUAGAUAUGAAUAGGAUUAUUGUAGUUUGAUUUUAGUAAAUAAAUAAGAAUUAAUGGAAUGGAGUCCUAAAAAUAAUUAAUUAAUAACAUUUAGUAAUUGA